Messenger RNA from Nicotiana tabacum (common tobacco), 364 nucleotides. RefSeq lists its product as uncharacterized. NCBI's taxonomy places the organism in Eukaryota, Viridiplantae, Streptophyta, Magnoliopsida, Solanales, Solanaceae. Gene Ontology annotation, biological process: defense response to other organism. The record is from RefSeq and is a predicted model, not a curated record. Gene Ontology annotation, cellular component: plasma membrane; plasmodesma.
AUGGUCUAUUCGAUCGAAAAUACUUCAGUUCAUAACUACAACUUAACCAACGAUGACCAUUUAUAUGCAAAUUUCAAAUUCGGAUUACGAGCCUACAAUCCCAACAAGAGAAUUUCCAUAUAUUACGACAACAUUGAAGUAAAACUCUUCUUUAUCUCUCAACCAAUUUCUUCUAAUAAUGUUGAACCAUUUUUUCAGCCUCGUAGAAAUGUGACACGUUUGGAUCUUUCACUUCCGGCGAAAGACGCGGUACUUUACGACGAGAUUGCUCAUGAUUUUAAGACAGAAAGAAGUGCUGGAGCAGUGGAAGUUGAGGUGAAAAUUAGGGCAAAAAUAAGGUUUAAAGUUGGAGUUUGGAAAUCAG